GUCACAACUCGAGAGGUGGAAAUUCUGGUUUCCCUUGCCCAGAGCUCCCAGUGCUGGCUUUGGCACUAUGGGUACCUGGAGGGCCGCACUCCCGGCCCAGCCGGGCUGAGCCUUCCGUCCCCUGCCUCUGGGGCCUGGGAACCCCCCUCCUUCUUUCUCUUGGAUGGCACCUGCGCCCCAGAGUCCGGACACCUGGGUUCUGCACUGUGGCUGGCUCAAGGAGCUAUCUGGCGACAGCCUCUGGCUGAGCAUGGCCCUUCCAGCCCUGGGCCUGGACCCCUGGAGCCUCGUGGGCCUUUUCCUCUUCCAACUGCUCCUGCUGCUGCUGCCACCGACAACCGCAGGGGGCGGUGGACAGGGGCCCAUGCCCAGGGUCAAAUACUACGCAGGGGACGGACGCAGGGCUCUUAGCCUUUUCCACCAGAAGGGCCUCCAGGAUUUUGACACUCUGCUCUUGAGUGGUGAUGGAGGCACUCUCUAUGUGGGGGCUCGAGAGGCCAUUCUGGCCUUGAAUAUCCAGGAUCCAGGGGUGCCAAGGCUGAAGAACAUGAUACCCUGGCCAGCCAGUGACAGAAAAAAGAGUGAGUGUGCCUUUAAGAAGAAGAGCAGUGAGACACAGUGUUUCAACUUUAUUCGUGUCCUGGUCUCUUUCAAUGCCACUCAUCUCUACGCCUGUGGCACCUUCGCCUUCAGCCCUGCUUGUACCUUCAUUGAACUCCAAGAUUCCUACCUGCUGCCCGUCUCGGAGGACAAGGUUGUGGAGGGGAAAGGCCAGAGCCCCUUCGACCCCGCCCAUAAGCACACAGCUGUCUUGGCAGAUGGGAUGCUCUAUUCUGGCACCAUGAACAACUUCCUGGGCAGUGAGCCCAUCCUGAUCCGCACACUGGGAUCCCAGCCUGUCCUCAAGACUGACAAUUUCCUCCGCUGGCUGGAACCGGACGCCUCCUUCGUGGCAGCCAUCCCUUCGACCCAGGUUGUCUACUUCUUCUUCGAGGAGACAGCCAGCGAGUUUGAGUUCUUCGAGAAGCUCCACACAUCCCGGGUGGCCAGAGUCUGCAAGAAUGACGUGGGAGGCGAAAAGCUGCUGCAGAGGAAGUGGACCACCUUCCUGAAGGCCCAGCUGCUUUGCGCUCAGCCGGGGCAGCUGCCCUUCAACGUCAUCCGCCACGCCGUCCUGCUGCCCGCCAAUUCCUCCACCGAUGCCCGCGUCUACGCAGUCUUCACUUCUCAGUGGCAGAGCGGCGGGACCAGGAGCUCUGCUGUCUGUGCCUUCUCUCUCAAGGACAUCACGCGUGUCUUCGAGGGGAAGUACAAGGAGUUGGACAAAGAGACUUCACGCUGGACUACUUACGGAGUCCCCGAUAUCAGUCCCCUGCCAGGCAGUUGCUCGGUGGGCCCCUCCUCGGAUAAAGCCUUGACUUUCAUGAAGGAUCAUUUCCUGAUGGAUGAGCAGGUGGUGGGGACGCCCCUGUUGGUGAAGUCUGGUGUGGAGUACACACAACUUGCAGUGGAGACAGCCCAGGACGUCGAUGGGUACAGCCAUCUGGUCAUGUACCUGGGCACCACCACGGGGUCCCUCCACAAGGCGGUCGUGAGCGGGGACAGCAGUGCUCAUCUGGUGGAGGAGAUCCAGCUGUUCCCUGAUCCUGAACCUGUUCGCAACCUGCAGCUGGCCCCCACCCAGGGCGCAGUGUUUGCAGGCUUCUCAGGGGGCAUCUGGAGGGUUCCCCGAGCCAACUGUAGUGUCUAUGAGAGCUGUGUGGACUGUGUCCUUGCCCGGGACCCCCACUGUGCCUGGGACCCUGAGUCCCGAAUCUGCCGCCUACUGCCCACCCCCAUCCCGAAGUCCUGGAAGCAGGACAUGGAGCGAGGGAACCCAGAGUGGGCUUGUGCCAAUGGCCCCAUGGGAAGGAGCCACCGGCCUCAGAGCCGCCCCCAAAUCAUUAAAGAAGUCCUGGCUGUCCCCAACUCUAUCCUGGAGCUCCCCUGCCCCCACCUCUCCGCCCUGGCCUCUUACCGCUGGAGCCGUGGCACAGCAGCAGUCCCGGAAGCCUCUUCCACGGUUUACAAUGGCUCCCUCUUGCUGCUACUGCGGGAUGGGGUGGGGGGCCUCUAUCAGUGCUGGGCCACUGAGAGUGGCUUCUCAUACCCCGUGGUCUCCUACUGGGUAGACAGCCAGGACCAGCCCCUGGUGCUUGAUCCUGAACUGGCGGGCAUUCCCCGAGAACGUGUGGAGGCCCCACUGACCAGGGUUGGUGGCGGGGUCACUCUGGCUGCCCAGCGGUCCUACUGGCCCCACUUCCUCACCGUCACUGUGCUCCUUGCCUUAGUGCUUUCAGGAGCCCUCAUCAUCCUCCUCAUCUCCUCACUGGGAGCACUUCGAGCCCGGGGCAAGGUCCAGGGCUGUGGGACCCUGCCCCCUGGAGAGAAGGCCCCAUUGAGCAGGGAGCAGCACCUCCAACCCCCCAAGGAACAUAGGACCUCUGCCAGUGACAUGGACACUGACAACAACCACCUGGGCACUGAGGUGGCUUAAACUCUUGGCACAGGCUAGGGGCGCCUGGCCAUGCUGGCUGGGGCACCUGGAGCAGUGCAGCCCUGACUAGGGUGGGAGGAGCACAAAAGACCACCUUCCUCCCACACGAGGAGCUUCUCCUGCCACUCUGUGCCACCAACAGCACUCAGCGGGGUGGGCGCAGUGGCCUGACUGCCCUAUGGGACUCCCUUCUACCAAGCACAUGGGCUCUCUAAUGGGGUUGCCCCAGACCUGGACCUAGGCUAUGAUAUGAGGACCUAAAGAGGAUCCUUCAGUUCUGGCCAUUCCAAGACCGUCCAGAAACAUACUGCUCCAGGAGACUCUGAAACACCUGACUGUUCUAGGACCCCAUGGUGAUAAACGCCAAACAUCUAAACAGCCGUAAGAUAGCGCACCGCUCCUGGAGACUCCACUCUGAAAGCAGCUGCCACCUUGGACACCAACACUCCCCUCUCCCAGGGGUCUCUAGGGUUCUGCAGGGAGCUGCCCCCUCCUGCUCCCCUUAUUGGCCGUGCACCACUGGCUCCUAGGAGGUCUUUCCUGAAGUCUGACCUCUUUCCUUCUUGCUUCAGUUGGGGCAGAUUGUGAUCCCUUCCGGCCUGGCUAGAAUGGCAGGGGUAAUCUGAGCCUUGUUCACUCCUUCACCCUGGCUGACCCCUUGACCUCUAUCCUCUCCCCUUUCCUUUGUUUUGGGAUUCAAAAACUGCCUGUCACAGACAGUUUAUUUUUUAUUAAAAAGACAAAGCUUA
Messenger RNA from Ceratotherium simum simum (southern white rhinoceros), 3285 nucleotides. It is a transcript of the gene SEMA4A, whose product is annotated as semaphorin 4A. Gene Ontology annotation, biological process: axon guidance; positive regulation of cell migration; neural crest cell migration. The record is from RefSeq and is a predicted model, not a curated record. Gene Ontology annotation, molecular function: chemorepellent activity; semaphorin receptor binding. NCBI's taxonomy places the organism in Eukaryota, Metazoa, Chordata, Mammalia, Perissodactyla, Rhinocerotidae. Gene Ontology annotation, cellular component: plasma membrane.